CCGCCGAUCCCCGCCGCCUUGGCAGUGCUGCACAGCCGCGAGCCUGAGAGGAGCGCGCCGCCCGCCCAGUCCCUGUGCCCGGUCCUGCGUCCCGGAUCCGCCGCUAUGGCCAGCGAGGAGCUGGAGAGCAAGCUGCAGCGGCGACUGCAGCGAGAGGAAGGGGAGGACCGCCCCGAGCUCGCACCCCGCGCGGUCCCAUUCCCGGAGCCGGAGCCCGAGCCCGAGCCACCCUCCCGGGCGCCCAGCACCAGCGCCGACGCGGAGCUCAGCGCGCAGCUGAGCCGACGGCUGGACAUCAAUGAGGGCGCGGCGCGACCCCGCCGCUGCAAGGUCUUCAACCCCUACACGGAGUUCCCGGAGUUCAGCCGCCGUCUCAUCAAGGACCUGGAGAGCAUGUUCAAACAAUACGAUGCCGGACGGGAUGGUUUUAUCGACCUGAUGGAGCUGAAGCUGAUGAUGGAGAAGCUGGGGGCCCCCCAGACCCACCUGGGCCUGAAGAGCAUGAUCAAAGAGGUGGACGAGGACUUUGAUGGCAAACUCAGCUUCCGUGAGUUCCUGCUCAUAUUCCGCAAGGCCGCGGCAGGGGAAUUACAGGAGGAAAGUGGGCUGAUGGCGCUGGCGAAGCUGUCUGAGAUUGACGUUGCCCUGGAGGGUGUCAAAGGUGCCAAGGACUUCUUUGAAGCCAAGGUCCAAGCCUUGGCCGCUGCCAGUAGGUUUGAAGCUGAGCUGAAAGCUGAGCAAGAGGAGCGGAAGCGGGAGGAGGAGAAAAGGAGGCUCCGCAGGGCGGCCUUCCGGGAGCUCAAGGCAGCUUUUAGCGCAUAGUUGGUUGACCUUGAACUAUGUCCACAGCUGUGCCUCACAGAUGCCCCAGGGAGAGCUGGCUGGGCAUUCUCACCCCUUCUGACCCCUCACCCCAACCAGCCUCCACACCCACUGCCCAAUGCAAACUCCUUAGCCUCAGAGGGGUGGCAGGGGCACCUCUCAUCCCAGGGUGGGGGCCUCUCUUGAGAGGCCCUCCUGGAGCAUCCUGGGAUAGGCCAGCUGCCCCCUUGCCUCUCUCCUGCCCACCUUCUUCUGCCCUUCUCUGUAGCCACAAUGUGCCUUUACUUGGCAACCUGUCCCUUUUCCUCAUCCCUGUACCCUUCCACAUCAAAGAGUGGAAAUCAAUUUGUACAGAUAUUUCUUUCUUUGGUGGUCCUCAGAGGAGAUAGUCCCUGGGGGGCCGUGAUGUUAAUGUUGCCCGUUUUCUUGGAUAAUUCUCUGCACCUCUUCCUGUGGUGUUCCCUCACCCUUUGUUUCCCAUCCAGCUACGCUUUUGUCGUCCUUAGCCUGAUUCUACCAGUUGCUUUUGCAUCUUCCUCUGUCCUUUGAUGAUGGUAAGAUUUAAGGCAGACCAGGCUGACCAUGCCAGUCCCCUCUCUAACAGGGGGCACGGCAUGCCUCUGAGAUGACCAAAUAAUGAAAGACAAGAAGUUCUGUUCUUUUUAUCACCUUUCCCCUGCCCUCUAGUAUUCCCGCUAGAUCCACUCUCUUCAUCUUUUCUCCAUUUGUGUCUCUCCGUUUCAGCCAUUUUCCAUACUCUUAAAUACAAUGCUACUUAACUGUAAUAAAAUAAUUCAAAGUAAUGUUGAGUAGAAGAAUUCUUGUUAACUCUGACUCGAUGCAAGUUAUAUUACAAGUAGACCCCUGACAUUCCCAAGUGACAAAUCUGGAACCUUUCAAAAUCCCAAAACUCAUAACCCUUCUCAUCCCAUAGUCAAUUUCCAACGUCUGCUCCAAAGAGGUGAAGCUGUUCUUACCCCCAGCACAAUUUUUAUGUGUUGUGAGUUCUUGGGGUUGCUCACAAAUACCAGGGGUUUGUUGUAUUUUUAAAAAUAAUUCCUAAUGUCAUAUUUAUUCUCUUUUGUAACUGCUGUCUUUACAAUAAAGAAAACAUCUGCAUUACUACCUUACAGCUGUUUCUUUUUAA
Messenger RNA from Rhinolophus ferrumequinum (greater horseshoe bat), 1969 nucleotides. RefSeq names its product EF-hand domain family member D1 (gene EFHD1). The transcript has 4 exons. The coding region runs from base 106 to 822 and encodes 238 amino acids. Lineage: Eukaryota; Metazoa; Chordata; Mammalia; Chiroptera; Rhinolophidae. Gene Ontology annotation, molecular function: calcium ion sensor activity. The record is from RefSeq and is a predicted model, not a curated record. Gene Ontology annotation, cellular component: mitochondrial inner membrane.